Dalotia coriaria is the source of this 7371-nucleotide messenger RNA. Its product is annotated as multifunctional protein r-like. Gene Ontology annotation, molecular function: carbamoyl-phosphate synthase (glutamine-hydrolyzing) activity; dihydroorotase activity; ATP binding. Gene Ontology annotation, biological process: L-glutamine metabolic process; L-citrulline biosynthetic process; 'de novo' pyrimidine nucleobase biosynthetic process. Gene Ontology annotation, cellular component: cytosol; cytoplasm. NCBI's taxonomy places the organism in Eukaryota, Metazoa, Arthropoda, Insecta, Coleoptera, Staphylinidae. The record is from RefSeq and is a predicted model, not a curated record.
ACAACCGGUUUCUCUGGUGGACGCUAGGGACGGUUCAUGGCCUGAGUUGAUCAUCUCUUUUCGUCACAGUCAUCAUCAACGCCGACAGUUGAAAGCAUUGCUUUGAGUAUAACGCGCGCGAUAUUUCUUCCUAUCGCGAUAACGGCCUUUCUUAUCGCACCUAACCGGCCGACUGCAGUCGCAUCGCAAUUACAAGUACUGCGAGGCACUUGCGAGCGCGGCGCUGAAACCCACCAGUGCGCGAUCGAUAUUCGCGUGGUGCAGCCAGCGCUGUGCGGUCUUCCAACAAUUUGCGCUUCUGGUUUAUUUUUGUUUAUACAUCGACAACGCUGGAAGUAACCAACGUGUGAUUAUGGAGAAGGAAGUUUGUUAUCUGUUGCUGGAGGAUGGUACGGUGUUUCCGGGAGAGGCGUUUGGGGCACGCAAUGCAAGAGACGGUGAAGUCGUUUUCCAAACUGGUAUGGUUGGAUAUCCUGAAUCUUUAACCGAUCCGAGUUAUCACGCCCAAAUUUUGGUCCUAACUUACCCGCUAAUCGGAAAUUACGGCAUCCCAGAAGGCAAACAUGAUGAACAUGGUCUACCUUAUUUUUUUGAAUCUAACAAAAUUUGGGCCGCUGGUUUGGUCGUGGGUGAACACUGUGAUGAACCCAGUCAUUGGCGUCACCACCAGACACUCUCCGAAUGGAUGCGUAGAAAAUGUCCCGGAAUUCAAGGUGUCGACACGCGCGCUCUCACGAAAAAGAUACGCGAAAAAGGAUCUAUUCUCGGUAAAAUAGUUUUUGAACUUCCUAUAAACACUGAGAAUGUUAAGAUUGCGGAUCCCAACUUGAGGAAUUUGGUCGCAGAGGUUUCCACAAAGGAAGUUAAAGUAUUUAAUCCAAAUGGAAGUCCAAAAAUAUGUGCAAUCGAUUGUGGCCUAAAAAACAAUCAAAUCAGAUGUUUCCUGCAACGUGGAGCAAGAGUUGACGUCGUUCCGUGGGAUCACAAGAUAACAGAAGAUUACGAUGGUGUUUUCCUGAGUAACGGUCCAGGUAAUCCAGAAAUGUGUCAAAAAACAAUUGAAACAAUCAAAGCGGUGAUUGCGAAAAAGAACACACCUGUUUUGGGCAUUUGUUUGGGUCACCAACUGUUAUCAUUGGCUAUUGGAUGCACCAGUUCCAAAAUGAAGUAUGGCAAUCGAGGACAUAACCAACCAUGUCUUCACCGUGGUACCAACCGCUGUUACAUGACCUCCCAGAACCAUGGUUUCGUCAUCAAUCCCGAAUCUCUGCCAGAAAAUUGGGAGGAACUUUUCUCAAACGCCAACGACCAAACCAACGAAGGCAUUAUUCACAAAACACUACCAUACUUUAGCGUUCAAUUCCAUCCUGAGCACGUUGCAGGACCUGAGGACCUCGAAUGUUUGUUUGAUGUUUUUCUAGAAGUUAUCAAAGACCCAACACAAAGGUCUGUUAAACAACGCAUUCAUGAAAGUUUACAAUUUGACGGUUUGAAACUACUUUCGGAGGUUCCCAAAAAGGUUCUUAUUAUCGGUUCGGGUGGUUUGAGUAUUGGUCAAGCUGGGGAGUUUGACUACUCUGGCUCACAAGCAAUCAAAGCACUUCAUGAGGAAGGAAUACAAACUGUCCUGAUCAACCCAAACAUAGCUACAGUUCAAACAUCAAAAGGUCUUGCAGAUAAAGUAUAUUUUCUUCCGUUGGUACCCGAGUAUGUUGAGCAGGUGAUUCGAGCAGAACGCCCUGGGGGUGUUCUGUUAACUUUUGGAGGCCAAACUGGUCUAAACUGCGGUGUACAAUUACAAAAAGCAAAAGUGUUCGAUAAAUACGGAGUAAAGGUCUUGGGAACACCAAUUGAAGCCAUCAUUGAUACAGAAGAUCGAAAAAUCUUCAGUGAACGUAUCGCUUGCAUCGGCGAGAAAGUAGCUCCCAGCAUGGCGGCUUAUUCGGUCCAGGAAGCUUUAGAAGCUGCAGAACAGUUGGGAUAUCCUGUAAUGGCAAGGGCAGCGUUUUCUUUGGGUGGUUUAGGAUCAGGAUUUGCCAAUAAUAAGGACGAAUUGAAAUCACUCGCACAACAAGCACUUGCACAUUCUACUCAACUUAUAAUUGAUAAAUCUCUAAGAGGUUGGAAAGAAGUUGAGUAUGAAGUUGUUAGGGAUGCUUACGACAAUUGUAUAACAGUAUGCAACAUGGAGAAUGUGGAUCCUUUGGGUAUUCAUACAGGGGAAUCGAUUGUAGUCGCACCAAGUCAAACUCUAUCGAACCGGGAAUAUAACUUACUAAGAACCACAGCUAUCAAUGUUAUUCGACACUUUGGUGUUGUUGGUGAGUGUAAUAUUCAAUACGCUCUGAAUCCCUAUGCGGAAGAAUACUACAUCAUUGAAGUAAAUGCCAGAUUAUCAAGAAGUUCCGCGCUUGCAAGUAAAGCAACUGGUUAUCCACUUGCUUAUGUCGCAGCUAAGUUGUCUUUGGGUAUAGCUCUACCUGAUAUUAAGAAUUCUGUAACUGGUGUGACUACAGCAUGUUUUGAACCAAGUCUGGAUUACUGCGUGGUAAAGAUUCCUAGAUGGGAUCUCAGCAAGUUUUCAAGGGUUUCUACUAAAAUCGGUUCAUCCAUGAAGAGUGUUGGAGAAGUCAUGGCAAUCGGAAGGAAGUUUGAGGAAGCCUUCCAGAAAGCACUCAGAAUGGUGGACGAAUCUGUAAAUGGAUUUGAUCCUUAUCUCAAACAAGUUGACGAUGAAGAACUUAAAGAACCAACUGAUAAACGAAUGUUUGUUUUGGCAGCUGCACUAAAAAGCGGAUACUCUGUUGAUAAGCUCUAUGACCUUACCAAAAUCGACAGAUGGUUCUUACAGAAAAUGAAACAUGUAAUCGACUAUAUUACACUGAUGGAGUCUUUAGACCAGAGCACAUUAUCAAGGAAUACAUUACUUAAAGCUAAACAACUGGGUUUUAGCGAUAAACAAAUUGCUGUAGCGGUAAAAAGCACUGAGUUAGCAAUCAGGAAACAACGUCAGGAUCUUGGACUGAUGCCGUUUGUCAAACAGAUUGAUACAGUCGCAGCUGAAUGGCCAGCAACUACUAAUUACUUGUACCUGACUUACAAUGCAACUGCACAUGAUUUAGAGUUCAAAGAAGAGCAUACUAUGGUGAUUGGUUCCGGGGUGUAUCGAAUUGGUAGUUCUGUCGAGUUUGAUUGGUGCGCAGUUGGUUGCUUGCGCGAGCUACGCAAACUUGGGAAGAAGACAAUCAUGGUUAACUACAACCCCGAAACGGUCUCCACUGAUUAUGACAUGUCGGAUAGAUUAUACUUUGAAGAAAUCUCCUUUGAGGUUGUUAUGGAUAUCUACAUCAUGGAGAAUCCUACUGGAAUCAUUCUGUGUAUGGGCGGUCAACUUCCCAAUAACAUCGCGAUGGAUCUUCAUAGACGCGGUGCUAGAAUUCUUGGUACUUCACCAGAUUCCAUUGAUGGUGCUGAGAAUCGUUUCAAAUUUUCGAGGAUGUUGGAUAGGAUCGGUAUUCUGCAACCGAGGUGGAAGGAAUUAACCAAUUUGAACGCCGCCAUUGAAUUCUGUGAACAAGUUGGUUAUCCAUGCUUGGUGAGACCUUCAUAUGUCCUGAGUGGAGCUGCCAUGAAUGUGGCGCACUCCAAUCAAGACCUUGAAACUUACCUCAAUGCAGCAAGUGAUGUCAGUAAAGAACAUCCGGUGGUAAUUUCAAAGUUUAUCUUAGAAAGCAAAGAAAUUGACGUUGAUGCCGUGGCUUGUGACGGUGUUAUCCUCUGCAUGGCCGUGUCUGAACACGUAGAAAACGCUGGGGUACACUCUGGUGAUGCUACACUUGUCACACCACCGCAAGAUAUUAAUAGAGAAACCCUGAUCAAGAUCAGACAAAUCUGUCGUGCUAUUGCAGCAAGUCUAGAAGUAACUGGCCCGUUUAAUAUGCAACUGAUCGCGAAAGACAACGAUUUAAAAGUUAUCGAGUGUAAUGUACGCGUGUCCCGGUCAUUCCCGUUUGUAUCCAAAACACUGGAUCAUGAUUUCGUAGCAAUGGCCACGCGUGUUAUCAUUGGGGAGAAAGUGGAACCGGUUGAUGUGCUUCAUGGAUGUGGUAAAGUGGGGGUAAAAGUGCCGCAGUUUUCGUUUUCGCGAUUAGCCGGAGCUGAUUUUAUGCUCGGGGUGGAGAUGGCAUCAACCGGGGAGGUGGCUUGUUUCGGGGAUAAUCGCUACGAAGCGUACAUCAAGGCAAUGAUGAGCACUGGAUUCUCCAUCCCGCAGAAAUCCAUUUUGUUAUCCAUCGGAAGUUUCAAGCACAAAAUGGAGUUGCUGCCGAGCAUGAGAACUUUGUACAAGAUGGGCUACAAGCUGUACGCCAGCCUGGGCACCGCGGACUUCUAUACCGAACAUGGCGUCGAUGUGGAAUCCGUGCAAUGGACUUUUGACAACAUCGAUGAUAUUACAUCUCAAGGGGAACUUAAACCUCUAGCGGAAUUCCUCUCCAAGAAACAAUUUGAUUUGGUUAUUAAUCUACCCAUGCGUAAUGGAGGUGCCAGAAGGGUUUCCUCGUUUAUGACCCAUGGUUAUCGCACCAGGCGUCUUGCUAUAGACUAUUCUAUUCCUCUGGUGACAGAUGUCAAAUGUACCAAGUUGUUGGUCGAGGCUAUUCGAAGGGUUGGAAAGACCCCACCCGCAAUGAAAACCCAUUGUGAUUGCAUGACUUCCCGAAGUCUCAUCAAACUGCCAGGUUUUAUUGAUACGCAUGUUCAUGUGCGUGAACCAGGCGCAACUCACAAGGAAGAUUUUGAUACGUGUACAGCUGCUGCACUUGCUGGUGGUGUUACCAUGAUUUGUGCCAUGCCCAAUACGAAUCCUUCUAUAAUCGAUGAGGAUUCUUUAAUGUUGGUGAAAAAGUUGGCGAAAGAAAAGGCCCGGUGUGAUUAUGCGCUGUUUUUGGGAGCCACCGAAGAAAAUUACUCAACUGUACCGGAUUUAGCUGUGGAAUCAGCUGGGUUGAAGAUGUAUCUGAAUGAAACCUUCUCAACGCUCAAAUUGAAUGAUUUAACUGUGUGGUCGAAACAUUUAGCGAAUUGGCCGAAGAAAUGGCCGCUUUGCGUGCAUGCCGAGAGUCAAACAACCGCCGCCAUUUUGUUGUUGGCGAACCUCCAUAAUCGUCCGAUUCAUAUUUGCCACGUGGCAAGAAAGUCGGAGAUACAGAUUAUCAAAGCUGCGAAGGAGAAAGGUCUCAAGGUUACAUGCGAAGUGUGCCCACAUCAUCUAUUUAUGUCUACUGAUGAUAUCCCGAGAUUGGGUUUUGGUAAAUCUGAAGUGCGUCCGGUUCUAACUUCACCCGAAGAUCAACAAGCCCUUUGGGAUAAUUUGCAUAUAAUUGAUUGUUUUGCAACUGACCAUGCUCCACACACGGUGGAAGAGAAGAAUUCAGAGAAACCACCACCUGGGUUCCCAGGUCUGGAGACAAUCCUACCCUUAUUACUCAAUGCGGUCCAUGAAGGCAGAAUGACCAUUGAGGACAUCAUAAACAAAUUCCACAAGAACCCAAAAAGGAUCUUCAGCCUGCCAGAACAACCUAAUACUUAUGUUGAGGUAGACCUUGAUGAGGAAUGGGUCAUACCCGAUGCAAUGCCCUACAGUAAAGCAAAAUGGACGCCAUUUGCUGGUAAAAAGGUGCGUGGUGCUAUCCAUAGAGUAGUGCUGCGUGGGGAGGUAGCUUAUGUUGAAGGCAAAGUCCUUACCCAACCUGGUUAUGGUCAGAAUGUUAGGGAAUGGGACAAUAAGAAGAUGAUGAUUGAGGGUCAUAAUCACAGUCGACCAUCGUCUGCUUUAGAAAGGACAUCAUCUCCUAUGCCCACAAUCCACCACGAUCUUUAUAAUGAUGGUCAAACCAAUGAGAUCUUUACCAAAUUACUAGCGGAAACUCCAAAGGUACACUUUGCUAAUGAUGGCUACUCUGAUAUAAGGAUGAAUGCUGUGUCCCCGUUACCAGUACCAUAUUCAGGACGAGCUAGAACUGAAAGUUUCAACGAAUCCAUUGCUUCAGCCACAGCACCACAUCCGCACCCACACCACCUGGGUGGGAAACAUAUCCUGACAGUUGAUAUGUUCAACAAGGAGCAACUGAAUGACAUCUUUAAUGUUGCACAGACAUUCCGGAUGUAUGUUUCCAAGGACCGUUCAUUGGAUCAUAUCUUACGAGGAAAAAUAAUGGCGUCCAUUUUUUAUGAGGUCAGCACCCGGACUUCCUGUAGUUUCUCCGCGGCUAUGCAACGUCUUGGUGGUAGGGUGAUCUACAUGGAUGAGACUUCGUCAUCUGCUAAAAAGGGUGAGACCCUUGAAGAUACCAUUGAAGUCAUGGCGUCGUAUUCAGACGUUGUGGUACUUCGACACCCAACACCAGGGUCAGUAUUAAGCGCGUCCGAACACUGUCGUAAACCUUUGAUCAACGCAGGAGAUGGAAUUGGGGAGCAUCCAUCACAAGCCCUACUUGAUGUCUUCACCAUUCGUGAAGAAAUUGGUACGGUUAACGGAUUAACCAUCACUUUGGUAGGGGAUUUGAAGAAUGGUAGGACUGUGCAUUCACUAGCAAGAUUACUCACUUUGUAUAACGUUCAAUUGAGAUAUGUGAGUCCUCCUAACCUAAAAAUGCCAAAACACAUUGUUCAAUUCAUCAAAGCCAAGGGGAUCGCACAGGAAGAAUUUACCAGCUUGGAGGAUGUACUGCCGGAUACUGAUGUUUUGUACAUGACUAGGAUUCAACGUGAAAGGUUUGAAUCACAAGAGGAAUAUGAAGCAGCUUGCGGACAUUUUAUUGUAACACCACAGUUGAUGACACGCGCAAAGAGGAAGAUGGUUGUUAUGCAUCCUCUGCCACGUGUGGGUGAAAUCAGCCCUGAUUUUGACUCCGAUCCACGUGCCGCCUACUUCCGGCAGGCCGAGUGCGGUAUGUUUGUUCGCAUGGCCCUCCUCGCGAUGGUCAUGGGCAGAUGUUAAGUUUUAAUAAUUCAGAAAUAUAUUGGGGAAUGAUUUAUUGUUCAGCUAUAAUUCGUAAAUCGUAUCCACGACUAGAUCUUUCAAAAUUCGUUACAAAUCAGUCUUGGGCUUGACAUUCGACGAUUUAAUAAAUAAACAUACAGGGUUUGUAACGUGUUAAUGUUACAAUAACGAAUGUUAUGUAUUUGCAUGCAUGCAGGCGAUGCAUAACCUCACAACUUACAUAACCUAUAAAAAUAGUUGUUGCAUGGUGUAUUGCUUAAAAUUACAUCACAUUAUAUUUAGAUAUAGAAGUUUAUAUAUCUACGUUGACAGUUUCGAGAAGUUUCAGAAUUGUAUUUGAGUUAUGGGAUUAAAUUUUUUUACGUAUA